AUGUCACAGCUGAUCCUCCUACUGACGCUGCUCAUCACACAGGUAUCUUCAAAUAAAAUCCUAAAGGUUGUGAUGGAACAAUGGAUGAGCUACAAGAAUGAGUGCAUCCACAACAUCACCAGCGAACCACCUGCCACAGCUGUGGUGUGCAACCGAACUUUCGACAAUUACGCCUGUUGGCCUGACGGCCCGCCUGGCACCACGGUCAAUGUUCCCUGCCCCUGGUACCUGCCGUGGCAUCGCAAAGAUGGGCAGUGGUCUCCUAAGAACACCAGUGACUGUGAACAGGAUGACCGGGAACAGCAGCGGUACGGGAGGAUCCUCAGUAAGUUCAGGGCAAUGUACACAGUGGGCUACUCCCUGUCCCUGGGAGCUCUGGUGCUGGCUCUGGGCAUCCUGGUGGCCUUCAGAAAACUCCACUGCAUGCGAAACAACAUCCACAUGAACCUGUUCUCCUCCUUCAUCCUUCGGGCCCUCUCCAUCCUCAUCAAGGACGCCCUGCUGGACACACCCACCCUCAACAUCAGGCGGGACGUCGCCCCCGACUACCAGGUGGAGCACUGGGCCAACACGGCUGCCGGAUGUCGUAUUGCCAUGGUGAUGAUGCAGUACAGUAUCAUGGCCAAUAACUACUGGCUGUUGGUGGAGGGGAUCUACCUACACAACCUGCUGGUCGUCACUGUCUUCACUGAGAGAAACUACUUCAACAUCUACUUGUGCAUCGGCUGGGGGGCCCCUCUGAUGUUUGUGCUGCCCUGGAUCACUGCCAAAUACCUGUACGAGAACGAGGAGUGCUGGGAGAGGAAUAUCAACAUGGGCUACUGGUGGAUCAUCCGGUCACCUAUCCUGUUUGCAGUGCUAGUGAACUUCUUCAUAUUCAUCCGCAUCAUUAAGAUCCUCAUGUCCAAGCUGAAGGCCCACCAGAUGAGAUACACCGACUACAAGUUCCGCCUGGCUAAGUCCACUCUCACUCUGAUUCCUCUGUUGGGGAUUCACGUGGUGCUGUUCAUCUUUGUGACGGAUGACCACACCCCUAACGGAUCCCUCCGCCUCAUCAAGCUCUUCUACAACCUCUUCUUCAACUCCUUCCAGGGUCUGCUGGUAGCCAUCCUGUACUGCUUUGUCAACAAGGAAGUUCAGUCUGAGAUGCUGAAGCGGUGGAGGCGGUGGAAGUUGGGGAAGGACAUAGAGGAGGAGUACAGACACACCCACAGCCAGACGCCCCACGUGAAGAGUGGCAGUGUGGCGGCGCCCCCCCCCGACCCGCCGGACCCCCCCGACCCCCCCGAGCCCCCGGACCUCUCCCUCUCCGCCGACGGGGACGACAGCCGGCAGCUGGUGUCGGGCCGCUGCCAGAACGGCACCGGCAAGGCCAAGCCCCCCCGCCCGCUGUUCCCCGACCCGCCCGUGGAGGGCGCCAGCAGCUGCAGCACCCUCGCCGAGGACAUCAGCCUGCAGGAGCGCACGCAGUGCCUCCGCAGCCCAGCAGGGGGCGCCGAGAGCAACUUUUGA
Molecule: messenger RNA, 1512 nt
Organism: Conger conger (European conger)
Lineage: Eukaryota; Metazoa; Chordata; Actinopteri; Anguilliformes; Congridae
Product: glucagon receptor-like
Exons: 13
Coding region: 1-1512 (503 amino acids)
Biological process (GO): cell surface receptor signaling pathway; adenylate cyclase-activating G protein-coupled receptor signaling pathway
Cellular component (GO): plasma membrane
Molecular function (GO): peptide hormone binding; glucagon receptor activity
Source: RefSeq, a predicted model, not a curated record